Penaeus vannamei (Pacific white shrimp) is the source of this 1476-nucleotide messenger RNA. RefSeq names its product dual specificity testis-specific protein kinase 1-like. Gene Ontology annotation, molecular function: protein serine/threonine kinase activity; ATP binding. The record is from RefSeq and is a predicted model, not a curated record. Gene Ontology annotation, cellular component: cytoplasm; nucleus. Gene Ontology annotation, biological process: peptidyl-serine phosphorylation; endocytosis; positive regulation of proteasomal ubiquitin-dependent protein catabolic process. NCBI's taxonomy places the organism in Eukaryota, Metazoa, Arthropoda, Malacostraca, Decapoda, Penaeidae.
AUGAUAUAUUUUAUAAUUAUAUUAGCUGUAUUGUUUUUGAUACCUGUCCUUUGUUACAUAUCAAAAGCGGAGAAUAAGGCAAUUCGGAAAGAAAAGACUAAGACUUUUUAUUGGUCGUCAUAUCCGAUAAUAAAAGAGAAAAAGCCUGUUAAUGAAGAAGAGAAAGGCGAUACUUUCAUAACAUCACUGUCUUUGUUGGACCCCUUCUUAACGCAAAUUUCCUCAGAGCAUGAAGUCGAAAAGGCAUAUGCGGGUGCAUAUGCUGUAGUAGACAUCGUGCAGAAAUCUGAUGACCAGAAAGUAGCGGUGAAAAGGAAUAGGAGCAUGAGGAAGCGGAGAGAGAUCACUCUCCACGAGGCUGCUAUCCUGGCUACACUAGACGGGAAGGCAGGAGCUCCGAAGCUAAUCUGCACCGACCCAGACAAGGGAAUCAUCGUGAUGGAAUACCUCGGACCCAACACUCUAUAUAAGGUCAUUCGGAGCCGCAGACAACGUGAUAUAACUUGGCUCAAAAUCCUUUAUUCUUGUGCCGAUAAACUCCAGGAGCUCCAUCAAGCAGGAUUUGUACACGCGGACUUAAAUAUUAAGAACGUUAUGAUAACCUACAAGCAAGGGAAUCCGAUGGCUCAUAUCAUAGAUUUUGGCUUAGCGAGGAAAAUAGGUCAGACUGGCCAGUUUGGACCUGUACCCAAUUGGGAAAAGAAGAUCCAGCGCAAGCCUUGGUAUGCAGCUGAAAUGUACCGCGGUGAGGUGCUCGACGAAUUAACGGACGUGGUGGCCCUGGCACAGAUAGUCAGACACGUGCUGGACCAGAUGCAGAGACCUCCGAGCUCCCUAAGGUCGUUGGCAAACCUUGGAAUGGAGAUUAACAGAGAAAAUAGGCCUCCUGUUGCAGAAUUCUUGACUGUUCUCGAAGAUCUCCUUAUUGGGGAAUAGUGGCAAUAAGCCGGCAAUUGUUGUAUUUGCUUUACUGUGCUGGAAGAAUCACAUACGUGCUAGCAACCACAUCUCUGACAACUUUCUCUGUGCAUGUGAACGAGAGAAAUUGGUCGCCUGAGGAAAAGAAAGGUAUUCAUGACAGCACUGUCUUUGUUGGACCCCUUCUUAACACAAAUUCCCUCAGAGCAUGAAGUCGAAAAGGCAUAUGAGGGUGCAUGUGCUGUAGGACAUGAAAAGUAGCGAUGAAAAGGAAUAGGGAGGGAGAGAGAUCACUCUCCACGAGGCUGCUAUCCUGGCUACACUAGACGGAAAAGCAGGAGCUCCGAGACUAAUCUGCACCGACCCAGACAAGGGAAUCAUCGUGAUGGAAUACCUCGGAGCUCCAUGAAGCAAGGGAAUCCGACGGCUCAUAUCAUAGAGUUCGGCUUAACGAUCUAGCGGAAAGAUCUAGCGGAAAGCCUUGGUGAAAUGUACCGCGGUGAGGUGCUCGACGAAUCAACGGACGUGGUGGCCCUGGCACAGAUAGUCAGACACGUG